Molecule: messenger RNA, 1385 nt
Organism: Copidosoma floridanum
Lineage: Eukaryota; Metazoa; Arthropoda; Insecta; Hymenoptera; Encyrtidae
Product: juvenile hormone esterase-like
Source: RefSeq, a predicted model, not a curated record
CUANCUUUGAAGUGGAUCCAGAGGAACAUCCGCAAUUUCGGAGGUGACCCGAAAAAAGUGACACUGAUGGGCCAAAGUGCGGGUGGUGUGGCGGUGGAUCUCCAUAAGUUGUCGAAUAUGUCAGCUGGUUUGUUCCAGCACACAAUUUCCAUGAGCGCAUCUCCUCUUUGCACGUACUGGGCGUUCCAAAGCAAUGUCGAAGCACGUACGCAAGCGUUCCUGCUGGGCUCUAAUCUCGGCUUAAAGACAGACAACGAAGAGGAAUUGUUAAAUUUUCUGAAAAACGCCACAGCCGGUGAAAUCAUCAAAAAAGCUGGCGAACUACCAGGGAUUCCCUUUAGGCCAACGUUGGAGCGGGCCGAUGUUGCUCCGGACGAACCAAAGUUUUUAACUGAGUGCACGCCAAAAUUGUACCACGAAGGACGUUACAACAAAGGCCCUCAUAUGAUGGGUUUCACAUCAAACGAAAUAUUGUUUCUAGCUAAAAGUUUGGAUGAUUUGAUACAAUAUUACAAAGAUGCCGUGAAAUCAAUUAACAAUAAUACUUUACUGAAAGCCAUUCCGAUCGUGUCAAAAAUCAUAUCCAUACCGUUUGAAGGAAUCGCAGAAUUAAAAGAAGCAGCUUUCUCUGAAUUAAUUGAGGACUUAUCGGACAUUUAUUUUGUAUCGGGGAUCGAUAUGAAACAAAAAUUGCUUUACAAACACAACAACGCUCCAAUAUACUAUUACCAUUAUCUUUUCAAAUCGUCGCAAUCCGCUCAUAAAUCUGCAGGCAUUAAAAAUUUGGAUGGAGUUGCGCACGAAGAUGAAUUGCCUCACAUUUUUUACAGGCCUCAUUUGGACAUUGAUAUCUUCAGUCCAAGAAUUACAACUAUGAGGGAAAAACUUGUAAAAUUGUUCACGAAUUUCGCCAAGUAUGGAAAUCCUACGCCAAACGCUCAGAGAGACACGUUGUUGGAGGUCACGUGGCCUGACUCUGGUAGCAAUGGAAGUCAUUUGGAACUCAAUGAGGUACUCGUUGCCGUAGGACAUCGUCCAAUAAGUGCACUCGCUGAUGUAUACCAAAAAUUAGGUUUCAGUGAUUCUAGUAUUUACAACGACUGUGACAAAAGUGUCUUAAGCGACAUAAUAAAUGGCAUAGCUAAUAUCCCCGGAAAGGCUGCAGAAGCAAUUUCGGAUGCCAAGGACACUGUAGGCAAAGUAACGGACGGAAUUUCAGAUGCCGCGGAAAAAUCCGUUGACAAAAUUGUAGAUACUGUUUCAGAUACAGUAGAAAAAAUUCCAGUGAUCGGAUGAUGAUGGAUGGAAAAACUGUAUUGAUAAUUUUUUUUUUCAAUUAUUUUUCACAAACUGUUUUUAUUACUCUUUACCAUUAUACCAAAAAU